This is a messenger RNA of Pseudomyrmex gracilis, 1231 nucleotides long. RefSeq names its product protein CREG1 (gene CREG). The record is from RefSeq and is a predicted model, not a curated record. Bases 484 to 1203 code for a protein of 239 amino acids. The transcript is spliced from 5 exons. Lineage: Eukaryota; Metazoa; Arthropoda; Insecta; Hymenoptera; Formicidae.
AGAAACAUUGUAAUUUCUAUUCCACGUAUACAUUUUUUCUAUUUUUCUAUUUUAACGAUUUUAUAUACUCGUCACACAAAGCGAAUUGUCGACAUUUAUCGACGUACGUGUCUCUUCUGCGCAAUAAAACCUGAUUUUUUUAACAUUUUGCACUUUGUACGCGAUGUGUGCGCGCACUUUCUUUGUUAUCGCUAUUCAAAAGAUAUGUCCCCAUCUGUGUGUUGAACACACUCGUGAAUUGGUAAACAUCGGAAACACGCGUGCGCGCGAGAUUUUUGUCUGUAUAUUAAAUACCCGUCGCGUCAAAUUUUGCAAUCAUUGUCACGCGCGGUUUUAAAUCCAAAGAACUUCGUAAAGCGCGCGCGCAACAAGUAAUAAACAGCCGCUUGGCUUCACUAACGUCGUCGCAUAAAAUAUUGCUGAGUAGUCCGCUUCAUUGUCUGUUACAAAGAACACGCGCUGAUCAUUCUUUCUUCGUUUACGAUGUUGUUGCGAAUUGUCAACGUUCUUGUUCUGUGCGUUCUGAUUAGCGAGGCGCGCAUCACAAACGAGAGGUAUGCGCGCUGGCAAGAAUUCGAGGAAUUCGUCGAAUGGAAGAGAACAAAAAGGGACCAACAGAUCAGCGGCGUCAAGUUCUCACCGCGUUGGUUCAGUAUCAAUUCUAAUGACGAUGAUCCGAAUCCACCGCCACCUGCUGCCGCGGCGGCGAUGGCAAGAUACGUCGUUAAUCAAGCGGAGUGGGCUGCAAUAGCGACUAUAAGCACGCGUAAGGACAUCGCAACGUUUCCUACUGCGACUUUGAUUUCGAUCAGCGACGGACCUCUCGGAAGUGGAACUGGCAUACCUUACAUGUAUCUUACUCCUCUUGACUUUACCGCGCAAGAUCUUGCUAAAGAUCAUCGCGCUACCCUCUUGAUGUCGCUGGCACAGGGAAGCUAUUGCAAGUCCAAAGACAUGGACCCGAUGGAUCCGCGUUGCGCUAGGAUUAUGUUAACUGGAAAAGUUACACCCGUGAAGAGCGGAACCGACGAGCACGAAACUGCAAAACAAUUGUUCUUCAAUCGCCAUCCAAAAUUAUCAAAUAUGCCCGCCGAUCAUAAAUUCUUUUUCGCCAAGUUGAAGAUAUCAACGAUUGCUUUGCUCGACGCCUUCGGUGGACCGAAAUAUAUAAGUGUAGAGGAUUACUUCAACGUGACAUCGUAAUAACAAAUUUUAUCAAAAAAAUGUUGUU